CUCUUGAUCUUGCAGGUUAGUGACUCAAUGAAUGUCUCUGAGCCAUAUUCCAGCUUUGCUUCUGUAAGAGAAUUUAUACUCUUAGGUUUUUCCUGUGAGUGGAAAAUUCAGAUCCUCCUAUUUUCACUCUUUACUACAAUGUAUGCUUUGACUGUAACAGGGAACGGGGCCAUUGUCUGUGCUCUGUGGUGUGAAUGGAGACUCCACAUCCCCAUGUACAGAUUCCUGGGGAAUUUCUCCUUUCUAGAGAUCUGGUAUGUCUCUUCUACAGUCCCCAAGAUGUUGGUCAACUUCCUCUCAGAUAAAAAGACCAUCUCAUUUGCUGGAUGUUUCCUCCAAUUUUAUUUCUUUUUCUCUUUGGGAACAUCUGAAUGUUUCCUCUUGGCCGUCAUGGCCUUUGAUCGGUACCUUGCUAUCUGCCGUCCCUUGCACUACCCUAAUAUCAUGACUGGGCAUUUCUGUACCAAACUGGUCAUUAUCUGCUGGGUUUGUGGAUUUCUGUGGUUCGUGAUCCCCAUUUUAUUCAUCUCUCAGAUGCCCUUCUGUGGUCCGAACGUUAUUGACCAUGUUGUGUGUGACCCAGGGCCACUGUUUGCAUUGGCAUGUGCCUCUGCCCCAACAACCCAACAGCUUUGCUACACUCUAAGCUCAUUAGUUAUAUUUGGUAACUUCCUCUUCAUCCUUGGAUCCUAUAUGCUUGUCUUAUUAGCUGUGUUGCGUAUGCCUUCUGCCACUGGGAGACAUAAGGCCUUCUCUACCUGUGGGUCUCAUUUGGCUGUGGUAUCACUCUUCUAUGGCUCCUUGAUGGUCAUGUAUGUGAGCCCUAGACUCAGACAUUCUGCUGGUAUACAGAAGGUUGCAACUUUGUUCUAUGCUAUGGUAACCCCACUCUUCAACCCCCUCAUCUACAGCCUCCGGAAUAAGGAGAUAAAGGCAGCCCUGAGGAAAGUUCUGGGGCAUCUCAACAUAAUCCAAGAUACACUUGAUGAUCCCUCCAUUAUCAGGUCAGUAUAGUCUCACAAAAAGCAGUCAGGAUUAUACAGUUAUUCAAAUCUUCAAAUAUAAGUCUAGUGAUAUUAACUAUAUCAGCUUAUGAAAUUAAGCAUCU
Neofelis nebulosa (Clouded leopard) is the source of this 1108-nucleotide messenger RNA. RefSeq names its product olfactory receptor 11H12-like. Gene Ontology annotation, biological process: G protein-coupled receptor signaling pathway. The transcript has a single exon. Lineage: Eukaryota; Metazoa; Chordata; Mammalia; Carnivora; Felidae. Gene Ontology annotation, cellular component: membrane. Bases 28 to 1014 code for a protein of 328 amino acids. The record is from RefSeq and is a predicted model, not a curated record. Gene Ontology annotation, molecular function: olfactory receptor activity; G protein-coupled receptor activity.